Messenger RNA from Megalops cyprinoides (Indo-Pacific tarpon), 1044 nucleotides. RefSeq names its product transmembrane protein 35 (gene tmem35). The transcript is spliced from 2 exons. The record is from RefSeq and is a predicted model, not a curated record. Gene Ontology annotation, cellular component: endoplasmic reticulum. Gene Ontology annotation, biological process: positive regulation of protein localization to cell surface; chaperone-mediated protein complex assembly. Gene Ontology annotation, molecular function: acetylcholine receptor regulator activity. Bases 107 to 589 code for a protein of 160 amino acids. Lineage: Eukaryota; Metazoa; Chordata; Actinopteri; Elopiformes; Megalopidae.
UCCCCAUUGUGUCGUAUUUAGUAGCCAGUCGAGCUAAGACAGCGCUCGAAAAACGGCGGCGUCUUACUCCGUAUCACUACGUUGUUGGGUGGAAAAAAAGGCGAAGAUGGCUUCUCCAAGGACAAUAACCAUCGUGGCCCUUUCCUUCGCCCUUGGCCUUUUUUUCGUUUUCAUGGGCACCAUAAAGCUCACACCAAGACUAAGCAAAGAUGCUUACAGUGAGAUGAAACGGGCAUACAAGAGCUAUGCCAAGGCCCUGCCAGGCUUAAAGAAGAUGGGAAUCAGCUCGGUGCUCCUACGAAAGAUCAUUGGCACACUUGAGGUGGGCUGUGGUGUGGUGCUGACGUUGGUCCCUGGGAAGCCUAAGGAUGUGGCCAACUUCCUGCUGCUGCUGGUCAUGCUGGCGGUGCUGUUCUUCCACCAGCUGGUGGGCGACCCUCUCAAGCGCUAUGCCCACGCCCUGGUCUUUGGUAUUCUGCUGACCUGCCGGCUCCUCAUCGCCCGGCAGGGCGAUGAACGCCCUGAGAGGGAGGAGAGCAGGGAGCAGCAGGUCAACGCUGAGGAAAAGAACAAAGUCAAAGUGUCCUAGUUGCGUCCCUGGACUGGGCAGAGCCGCACCAAGAGGAAACUUGGACGUCUCUUUGGAUGAUAGAAAUCCUCAACAAAUAAAACGACAGGCGCCACAAAAGAGAUAGCUGCACGCCCCCAGCUCCCCCAUGUCCCCGUGUUCAGACUGUUGGUUUCACCUGCUCCCUUUUGCUGUUUUUCUGUGGCAGCAAAAAAAAAAAAAAAAAAAAUCACCUUCCUGACAUUGGACAAUCACAUAUGUGGCAUCUGUUUUGCCUUCAUCUGUUUGAGGAAACAAGCCAACUGAUGUGACAGUCAUUACAUCCAGUCUGAAAUUUGUUUGGGUUUGCACUUUUACAUCUCACUUUAAAUGCAUUAAGAUGGCAGUAACCACACGUACAGUUAGAUUGGUCUUUACAUACAUUCUGUUUUGUCAGAAUGUAUGUAUGCCAACUUUGUCAUAUUCAUACAGCAUCG